Amphibalanus amphitrite is the source of this 4055-nucleotide messenger RNA. Its product is annotated as serine/threonine-protein kinase N-like. NCBI's taxonomy places the organism in Eukaryota, Metazoa, Arthropoda, Thecostraca, Balanomorpha, Balanidae. Gene Ontology annotation, biological process: signal transduction; protein phosphorylation. Bases 351 to 3821 code for a protein of 1156 amino acids. The record is from RefSeq and is a predicted model, not a curated record. Gene Ontology annotation, molecular function: protein serine/threonine kinase activity; ATP binding; small GTPase binding. The transcript has 21 exons.
AGUACGGCGCCGGCGGCGGUGACGCGAGGAACGGUGACGGCUGACGGUCCGAGGACGGGUGGUGAUUGGUGACUGGUGACGGUCUGGUGACGGUUGCAGUGGCUGGUGAUCAGUGACAGGUCACAGGGUGAAGGUCUGGUAAUUGGUGACACCAAUUGCUAGUGUCGGUUCACUGAGUGGUGACUCUCCACCAGUGUUUUGGUUCAGAACAGCUGAUCGGUGCUGCCUGUUCCCGACAAGUGCUAGUGCUACUUCUGGUGCCACUCCGUCUGGUGCUAGAGCUGGUGACAGAUGGAGGCCGGCGUGGCCCGCUGACUGGUGCCGUCGGUGCUCAGUUGGUGCCGGGGACGAUGUUACCGGACAGUCCGACCGACGGUGGGCCGGUCAGUGGUCUGGCGGCGCCCAAAUUCAGCAUGCUGACACUGGCAGCAAUGGUUCGGCCCGGUCUGAUCAGACGACUGAGCAGCCUGGGCAGCGGCUCCGCGGCCGCCAGCCCAGAGAAGGGCGACUGUGCCACCCAGUCCGCCUUCCACGAGCUCGGACAGAAGUACGGGUUCGCCCCGGACAUAUCCGACGCCGCGCUGCCCCAGAAGCUCGAGGAACUCCGCGAGUACAUCAAACGCGAGAUCCGGCGAGAGCUCAAAAUCAAAGAGGGCGCCGAAAAGCUGCGGACGGCCACCAGCGACAAGAAGAGCUUGCAGAACGUCUCGAGCAUCGUGAAGAAGGCGAAUACCAAGCUGCAAGAGCUGCAGGCCGAGCUGCACGAGCUCGACAGUCAGAUCCUGUUGACGCAGGGUCAGGCGGAACAUGAGGCGGGCGCGACGCAGCAGCUCUGCACCAGUCUACCAGAGGCUCCGAUGUCACCGAUUGGAGACACUCCCCUGGAGGACCACCCGCUCACCACCACCGACCAGCGGCUGCAGAGUCUGGGGCGGCAGCUGGAUAUCGAGAUGAAGGUGAAGCAGGGCGCGGAGAAUCUGAUCAGCAUGUACUCGGCCGGCGGCCAGCAGAGUAAGAAGCUGCUGGCCGAUGCACAUCAGAUGCUCGAGGACGCCAAGGCCAAGAUCGACUACAUCAAGAUGCGCAUCAACAAACUGAGUCAGAACGUGGCACAGAGCUCCGUCGGCGAGAGCCGGUCCAUCGCCUCGGCGGUGGACCGGGCGUACGAGACCAGUCAGCUGACGCCCCUGGAUGUUCGUAUCGAGGAGCUGCGCCACCACCUGCGUAUUGAGACGGCCGUCAUGGACGGAGCCAAGAACGCCAUACGCCUGCUGCAGAGUGGCAAAGUCACCGACAAAAAGGCGCUUCAGGAGGCGCAGCAGAGUCUGCAGGAGUCCAGCAGGAAGCUGGACCUGCUCCGCCUCUCGCUGGACCGACGGCGGAAGGAGCUGCCACCUGGCUCACUGAAGGCUGACGAGCUGAAGGAGGACCUGGACCAGGUGCAGUCGCCCUCCACCAACUCUGCCAGUCUGGAGAACUUCCGGCGCAGUGUGGAGCCGCGCGACACGCCCCCGGCGGCCCCCUGUCCGGGCGCACUACGCUACCGACCGAGCACUAAUGUGGUCAAAACCGCCGCCGUCACCGGAAAACUGGAAGUCCGUCUACUCGGCUGCCAGGGCCUGCUGGAGGAAGUACCGGGCCGGUCUCGGCGGGACUCUGUCCACGGCAUCUCCAGCCCGUCCGACCUGCGCUUCUUCAUGAAGGGCGUCACCGGCCGCUCCUCGUCUAAAUCGUACAGCGUCAAAGACGAGACUAGCACACCGGGGCUGGUGCGCCAGGUCCUCAACAACCCCUGCCUGCCGCGCUCCGCCGAGCUCGCCUCCAAUGAGAUUAUGGCGGUGCUGAAGCUGGAUAACGUGGCGGUGGGCCAGACCAGCUGGAAGGCGUGCUCCCAGCAGGCCUGGGACCAGCGCUUCUCCAUCGACCUCGACAAGUCGCGCGAGCUCGAGGUGGACAUUUACUGGCGCGACUGGCGCUCGCUGUGCGCCGUCAAGUUCCUCCGUCUGGAGGAGUUUAUUGAUGACGUUCGGGACGGCAUGGCGCUUCAGCUCGAGCCGCAGGGACUGCUCUUCGCUGAGAUUAAAUUCCUGAACCCGAUGAUUUCGCGCCGGCCCAAGCUGCAGCGACAGCGGAAGAUCUUCAAGCACAAGGGGAAGACGAUCCUGCGUCCCAAACAGAUGAACAUCAACGUGGCCACCUGGGGGCGGCUGAUGAAGCGCGACCUGCCGGCGGCGCAGGGCUCAGAGGUCUCCUCCGGACCGUCCAGUCAGAGCAGUACGCUCCAGCGCCCGCUGGGCCGUCUGGACUCGAGCGAGCCGCCGCCAGACGAUAUGGAGACUGAGCUGCUCACCCCUGCCGAGGGAGGAGCCGCCCGGCCGCUCACCAUGGCUGAGGCCGUCAAAACCACCCCGCCGCCCACCAUAUACUCACACUCACCCAGUUUAUCGUCUAGCUCGAGCAUACAUGGACAUCGGAAGCCCAUGCCAGUGCCGACCCCCACCGUUCCGCCCAAACUGGGCUCUCCCACCGACCCGAUGGCCAAGCUGCCGGGUGACAUAUCGCCGCUGGGCGCCCCCGGGCAGCGCGAGAGCCGCCAUGUCAACAUUAUCGAGGUGGGGGACGAGGGUGCCGGAGUCACCGUCACUCAUAUGUCGGUGGGGGGUCGUGGGCUGGCGCAGCAGCCGACAGAAGAGCCCAUCGUCGUCGAACCCGAGGAUGAUGAGCCUCCGAUGGUGCCUCUGCGGCCGAGCCGCCGCGCCACGGCCGUCGAGUACCGUGACUCGGCCUACGAGUCACACCGAGUCUCCCAGCUCAGCGGUAUGACUCUGGACAACUUCAGGAUGAUCGCCGUGCUGGGACGCGGACACUUCGGAAAGGUGAUUCUGACUCAGUACCGCAACACGGGCGAGUACUACGCCAUCAAGGCGCUGAAGAAGGCCGACAUCAUCUCCCGCGACGAGGUGGAGUCGCUGCUGGCGGAGAAGCGCAUCUUCGAGGUGGCCAACUCUGUACGGCACCCGUUCCUGGUCAACCUGUUCAGCUGCUUCCAGACUGAGAGUCACGUGUGUUUUGUGAUGGAGUACGCGGCCGGUGGUGACCUGAUGAUGCACAUCCACUCUGACGUGUUCACCGAGCCACGCGCCGUGUUCUACGCUGCCUGCGUGGUGCUUGGCCUGCAGUACCUGCACGAAAACAAAAUCAUUUACCGUGACCUGAAGCUGGACAACCUGCUUCUCGACACGGACGGCUACGUCAAAAUCGCCGACUUCGGUCUCUGUAAGGAAGGUAUGGGCUACGGCGACCGUACGGGCACCUUCUGCGGCACGCCAGAGUUCCUGGCGCCCGAGGUGCUCACCGAACAGACGUACACGCGCGCCGUCGACUGGUGGGGGCUGGGGGUGCUCAUCUUCGAGAUGCUGGUCGGCGAGUCUCCGUUCCCGGGAGAUGACGAGGAGGAGGUGUUCGACAGUAUCGUCAACGACGAGCUCAGAUACCCGCGCUUCCUGUCGCUGCAGGCCAUCGCCAUCAUGCGCCGGCUGUUGCGUAAGAACCCGGAGCGCCGUCUGGGUGCCAGCGAGCGAGACGCCGAGGAUGUCAAGAAGCAGACCUUCUUCAGCGGAGUCGACUGGGAGGAGCUGCUCGCGCGACGCGUCCGGCCGCCCUUCGUGCCCACCAUCAAAAGCGUCGAGGACGUGUCCAACUUUGACGAGGAGUUUACCUCGGAGCGGGCCGUCCUGACGCCGCCCAAGGAGGCGCGCGUGCUGACCGGACCCGACCAGGCGCUGUUCCGCGACUUCACCUACACGGCCGACUGGUGCUAGCUGACCGAGGGGACUCGGCUGAGGCGAGCCGGGGACUGGGGGGCUCAGCCGGGCUGGGGUAGUACUUCCCUGCCGGGCUGGGGAGGGCUGUCCGACGGGCUGGGUAGGGCUGCCCUGCCGGGCUGGGGCUGAUGGCUUGGUGGCUGAGGUCUCUAAGCCCGCUGGGCCCGAGAUAGCCCUGAAAGUCUGACAAGCAGCUGUUGCUAGGGCUGUCCCGCCAGGCUGGGCGCAAAG